Messenger RNA from Fraxinus pennsylvanica, 906 nucleotides. Lineage: Eukaryota; Viridiplantae; Streptophyta; Magnoliopsida; Lamiales; Oleaceae. The record is from the annotation of a GenBank genome assembly.
AUGCUUGCAAAAUUGAAAGGAUUUGAUGACAUAUCUAAAGCCCAUCAAAAGGUCUGUGCAAUGGCCUUCCUUAGAAAAGCUGGUAAUAUACUAAGCCGGACUGUGAGUAAUCACAUCAGUCAGGAAAUCUCAACAUCCCAAUCCUCCCUCUUUCAAGCAAUAAGAUGCAUGUCAACCUCGAAAAUCUUUAUUGGAGGACUCUCAUUCAGCACAGAUGACUCAGGUCUGAGAGAAGCUUUUAGUAAGUAUGGAGAAGUUGCUGAAGCAAGGGUGAUUGUUGACCGUGAUACUGGCAGAUCUAGAGGAUUUGGCUUUGUUACAUUUUCUACUGUUGAGGAUGCAUCUGCUGCCAUCCAGGCCUUGGAUCAACAGGAUCUUCAUGGUCGUAGAGUAAGGGUGGCUUAUGCAAAUGACAGGACUCCUAGCUAUGGGGGUGGCGGCGGCAGCUAUGGGAGUGGCGGCGGCAGCUAUGGGGGUGGCGGCUAUGGAGGUGGCGGUGGUGGUGGUGGCUAUGGAGGGAACUAUGGCAGUGGUGGAGGCGGUGGCUAUGGUGGGAACUUUGGUAGUGCUGGUGGCGGAGGUGGUGGCUAUGGGGGAAACUUUGGCACUGCCACAGGUGGUGGAGAUGGCUACACUGGUGGUGGUAGUCUAAAUUAUGGGGGUGAUGGUCAGAAUUUUGGUGUUGCUAGAGGUGGUGAGGGCCUUGACACCCUUUCCAUUGAUAAUAACAUGGGUCCUGCUGGCAGCGGUUUUGUACAAGAUGAGGGGGUUCAGUUGAAGUUUGAUGCCGAAGAAAGCAAAAACAUGGAAGGUGCUGUUGACAGUUAUGACAAAGAUGAGCCCGUGGAAGGAAACUAUAGAGAUGACAAUGAUACCCCUGAUAAUUUUGCUGAUAGAAGGGGAUAG